Messenger RNA from Drosophila santomea, 1106 nucleotides. RefSeq lists its product as uncharacterized. The transcript has 2 exons. The record is from RefSeq and is a predicted model, not a curated record. Gene Ontology annotation, molecular function: nucleic acid binding; zinc ion binding. Bases 225 to 902 code for a protein of 225 amino acids. Lineage: Eukaryota; Metazoa; Arthropoda; Insecta; Diptera; Drosophilidae.
CGAAAAUAACAUUGAAAAUGAUGGCAAUGUUAACAUGUGCGCUAACAGCACCAAUGUUAAAGCUAACAGCACCAAAGUGACCAUCACUGCCGAUAACAUUAUCGAGGGAGAUACCAGUGUUGGAAAGGAGACCGCUAGCAGUGAUGAUCAACGCCAGAGUACAAAUGUAAACAAACUCUUGGAAUCGCCAGCAGCAGCGCUUGCCUUGGCAAAAAAAGGUCACCAUGGAGUACGACGGCAGCGUGUGUGUGCGUAAUUGGGUCACACAGUUCCAGAACAUCGGCAAGAUCUACAAUUUGGACGACGGCUGCAUGCAUAUGCUUCUAAUUGCCAAGCUGAAAGGGAGUGCACAACGUUGGCUGCACGCAAACACCACGCGAAUUCUGGAGUCAACCGAUCAGCUGUGUAAGCAGUUAAUUAUGUCAUUUGGGGUCAAAAUGUCCAAAGGAGAAUUGAGGAGCGCAUUCCAAAAGCGGGAAUGGCGUUCAGAGGAGAAAUUUGCGGCUUAUUUCGAGGACAAGAUGAUGCUGGCCAACGGCAUCAACAUCGAUCUGGAGGAACUCCUGGAAAAAAUUAUCGAGGGAAUUCCGGCACCAGCGCUACGCAAUCAGGCUCGCAUACAGCGCUUUUCCAAACCGAUGCAGGUUUUGAGAGCCUUCUCGGAAGUACGUCUGCCAAAGCACAAGCCUGAUAAUAGUUCGCCAAAACGCCUCUUUGAAGGAGGUCCAACUAAGAAGGAUUUGCGUUGCGCCAACUGCAACUCAAAAGGACACUUCGCCAAGGAGUGCCUGAAGCCAAAGAGAGAGCCCGGAUCCUGCUAUGCUUGUGGAGCGUUCGGACACUUCGUCGGACAAUGCCCGGAGCGCAAGAGCGCCAAUAUCAACAAUUAUAAUGCCUCAUAGACACCGGGAGUCCAAUAUCAUUUGCAAAACUAAGCAGUAUAUUCAGUGAAGUCAAUUUAGAGUCUGCUGCUGAAAACUAUUUCGGGCUAAAUAAAAGCCAACUAAUAAUACUCGGAAAAACCUUAUGUUACAUUACAAAAGAAAGAAUAAAAUGUUAUUUUGAUUUAUACGUAGUUCCAGACGGGUCUAUGAGUCAUAAUGUAA